ACACUUUUGAAAAAUACAAAGAAUAUCGCCGCUGACAAAAAGAAUGAUACAAUAGUCAAUUUGCCGAACCUCCUUACAUCGGAGCCGGAGGCAAAGAAAUCUGAACUUACGAGCAAUGAAAGCAAGGAUGCUACAAGUAAGAACAAAGAUGGCAGAUUAACUUUCCUAGCCUCUUUUAUAGAACCUUUUUUUGAAAAAGAAGGGAUGGGUCCUAUCAAAAAGCAUUUGGUAGAACUUUUUCAACAAAUAGAACUUGAUUUAGCCAUAAAACAACCAGCUUUUUGA
Racocetra persica is the source of this 285-nucleotide messenger RNA. The record is from the annotation of a GenBank genome assembly. Lineage: Eukaryota; Fungi; Glomeromycota; Glomeromycetes; Diversisporales; Gigasporaceae.